Molecule: messenger RNA, 4322 nt
Organism: Perca fluviatilis (European perch)
Lineage: Eukaryota; Metazoa; Chordata; Actinopteri; Perciformes; Percidae
Product: zinc finger protein 62-like
Exons: 5
Coding region: 1493-3307 (604 amino acids)
Cellular component (GO): nucleus
Source: RefSeq, a predicted model, not a curated record
GAAACUGAAGCAGUAAAUGGAAUUCAGUCAUCAUUAAUUUUAGUAUUUACACCUGUGCUUUCCCUACUGUGACAUGUCAAAAUGUCUUCCAUGAAUGGAAUAAUAACCAAAAUGACAAUGUGUCCUAACAAGAAUGUAUUUUAUUUUUUACUAGACAAUGAGUCGAAUGCUGUGCACCACACGCUUAUGUCAUACACAAUACUUGUGUAUAGCUGAAGAUGAAGAAAGCAAUGUUGUGUUGGCAAAGAAGGGUAUGAUGUUAUGUUGUAUAUAAACAGACAUAGGAGCACUAAAGGGCAAGGCAAGAGUUAUUAAAUUAAAUGAGCAAGGAUUUAGGCAUAUUAGAAUAGAGUUUUCUAUCUGUUCUAUUACUUUUUUUUUCCAUACAUUAUAGUGACUUAAAACAUUUGACAAAAUAACAAAUAAAAAAAGGAAAAGAGGGGUGGAUGCUUUUACAAGUAUGAAUAUAAUAUUUACCCAAAAUAAUAAGGUUGAUUACAUUGGUGAUGUUAGCAUUCAGUGUAUCCAUAUAAUAAAUAACAUUGUAUGUAAAUGAGGGAAGAUUGUCAAUUUUCAAAGACAACCAGCUGUGGACAUCGGACCAAAAAAAUAAAUGUUCAGGUUUCCACCUCUGAGGAAUUUGAGCGACUUUUAAACAUGGUAAGAAGAGUAUGAACAUAGAAUAUAAUAUAUUGUUUUGGAUCAUUUUGAGUACGGGUGAUGGUAUUGCUUUACACAUUUUUCCAUAUUCUAUUCUUGCCGUAGAUACUUUGUACUUUGUGUUUAAUUCUUCAAAUGUUUACAGGCUAACCUGUAUUCAGUAAACCAUAAACAAAAGUUAGGCCAUCAUCAUACCAGUCGGCUAUGGUAAUACACAUAGAUUGUUCUAUAUCUAUGGUAAUACAUCUGUUGUUCCAUAAAAUGGUGUUGUGUGAAGAAAAAUUAUAUUGGAUAUUCACUGAGUAAAUAAAGAGUAAGAGUCCACCUCAGGAUAUCUACCUUUAGGCCUGAAGGGGAGCAUACGCAGGGUCAGUUUAUCAGAUUCUGUGACAUGAAAAGGUAUUGCUGAUGUACAUUGAUUAUAUAAGCAUUCUUUACAUAAAUCACAAAGUUUUGAUUAAUUAACAACAUAGUCGUACCAGAUUGGUUGCUAUAGUAACCGCCGCUUGUUUUAGCAUACAUAUGGAACGCAUGCGCUAAGGAAAAUGUCUACCUCAGGUUUUAUCCUUGGGUUUUAUAAUACAUCCAUGACCUAGCCAGAACCAUUUCUCUAUCACUCUGGACCUAGCUAGCUAAUCCAACUAUUUGGACCAUAAAUAUAUAUAUAUAUUUUUUUAUAUAUUGAACGAUAAAACGAAUACGUGCGGGGCAAUAGCUAAGCAGUGACGUGCUCACGGAGUAAGUGAUAGUGGGAAGUAAAAGGACCAGUACAGCAUCACACAAGACUUUCCAAUUGAGGACAUCUGUACGCAACUGCCAGCCAUCUUCAAAGAUGUCUGAAUAUCUGAUGAGAGGGUUUAGGGCCCAGGUGACCACAAGCAUGGACUCAGUCCUGAGGAGAGCUGUGUUUGAAAUUAUGAUGAUCUUUGAGAACAGCGUACAUGACCAUCAAAAGGAGCUGGCGCAGAAAGGAGAAGAGAUUGCUCACCUCAAAAUAAAGUUACAGAGAGCAGAGCUCAAGCUGAAAGAAAGUGAGUGUGGAGGUGACAGAGAGGCGGACAUGAGUACAUUUACGAUCAAUGAAACGCAAAGAGAGCCUGAAGAUGUUCUGACCGCCCCUGGACAAACGUCUGAUGUUCCUGAGAUUGAUUUUGAAGUACCUGACGACUGGUGUGCUCCCCUGGGCUGCGAGACUGUGGCCAAGCAAGAAGAAAGCGUGUGUCCCAGCAUAAGACUGCGAAAGCUGUCCAUUCCACUGUGGCCCAUUCCAAUCAUCAAGCAGGAGGUGGUUAACUGUGACAUUGAUGACUCUCAUCAGCAAACGGAGGGUCUCAGACGAUCCAGGAGAGGUUCCUCAUUAAACGAGGGGCACAAACACAUGGACAGAACCUUACCAAUGCGCGGCCGAGGAACUCGACGUCCACCAAUGAGAAACGACAUGAGACAGUUACUUGAAGAUAUCAAACAGGAAUAUACUGACCUGACAGGCAAUGCAGGUCAUAGAGGAAAAGGGAGAAAUGUAACCGGAAAAGAGCAAGAAAAUACAACGAAGAGCAAAAAAGAGAAAAGAAAGACCGCAGCAACUGAGUCUCGAGAAAAGGAGAUGGUGAAAAAUGGUGGUGAAAAGAGCUACUCCUGCAAGUUUUGUAAGAAGGUAUUUGAUACACCGUUUGGCCGAAGUGUGCAUGUACGAUCGCACAAGAAGUGUCGAGGUUGCAAAAAAGAAUACCGUUUUCCGAGUGCUCUUCAGUUGCAUAAACAAACUUGCAAAAAACUCAAGCAAUUGUUGGCAAAACAAGCUGAGUCCACUAACCCUCCAAAACUUGAGUCCUGUGAUGAAGAAAACCCGACUGCACCAAGCAAAAAACAGCUGAUCGAUGAGAAGGAAAGCCCACCUUUCUCUAGCAACAUCAGUGAAUCAUCUAUCCAGAAAGACAGGUCCACCAAAAAAAACUCCUGUGUAUACUGCAACAAGACGUUUCAUAGACGUUCGAAGCUGAAAGAGCAUGUGCGUGUUCAUACUGGCGAGAGGCCAUUCCCUUGCGACAUGUGCUCAAAGAAAUUCCGCGUUAACCAGGCACUCAAAAAGCACAUCAUGAGAAUCCACAAAGACCAAAUGAAUUCCAGUGAGACUAAUGAAAACGUUGCAUCGACCGAGCCUUUAGAGGAUACUGAAGACGAUCAAGAGGAUUUGAGGUCUCCAAAGAAAGACACAAGUCUAGCAAUCAACCAUAACAAUGUUCAGAGAGAUUGCAGUUCAGACACGAGGCCGAGUCCAGGAUGGCAAACCAUGGGCAGACGCUGCCCUGAUGGUUUCAUCUGCUUAUUGUGUCAGAAGGUCUCGAAAAGCAAAUACCGGAUGAUUGAACACUUUCGCACCCACACAGGAGAGAAGCCCAUCAAAUGUGAGCGGUGUCCUGCAGUGUUUCGCUUUCGUGGACAGCUAAGCUUACACAAGAAAAAGUGCCGUCAGCCUAUGGAAGGGACCCAGUGUGCGAAGUGUGAGAAGAUAUUCCGCUCACAAGCAAAGUACAAUAAGCAUGUGUCUAAGUGUCGCCGUGACUUGCCCAUUCUCUGCAAGGUUUGCGGAAAAGGCUUCUUCUAUAAGGGACGCCUUGAGAACCAUAUGGAGCGUUACCAUAAGUAAGCCAGUAUACAGUUAGCAUUGCCUAUCUGUGGACAUUGAAGCACUGGAUGUUGUCAUUUAUGCUCUUACUGAUUGAUGGUGGGGGUUUUCCCUGCAGUUAACCUUCUUAUAUUCUGUUGUUUUCUAUUUUGAGAUUAUAUAAUAUAAUUAUAUGAAUCAUAUAAGUAUUCCCCAUCUGACAAAUUCUAAAACUGUACUGUAAAACAAGUAAUACAAAAUCCGGUGUAGUUGGCAUUGUCAUUUCAAUCUAAAAGAAGAGCCCAAAUGUAAAACAACAGUGUCUCUAUCCAUUUAAUGAGGGGUCAGGUUCACCACCAAGCACCCUUUUUCUACUAUUAUCAUUUAUUUGUUUUAAUGUCAUUUUAUGUUGAGAUAGUGACACUGAUAAACAGGGUGUUUUGGCUGAUUCAUUGAAAACCUGUCAGUUGAAGGUAAAUGCAAUAUUGCCUUAAAGCAGAUCUGCUCUCUGACUACAGUAUUAGCCGCAAUGGUCUAAUAGACGCUAAAAGAGUGGCCUCGGUAGAAGCUGUAUUAUAAAAUCUCCACCUGUUGAAAAUCUGUUACCUUACAUUACACAAUAUAUCAAAACCACCAACCCUGUUUUUGUAUUUACUGAAGGUAAAUGUUCAGUUAUCUGCACGUAUUUGUCUACUGUUUGCCUUAAUUACAGAUUGCGCUGUUUAGUAUCAAGUCUGUCAUUCAAACAAUGUUUCAGAUCACCCCGGAGUGUCUGAAUAGUCAACUCUUGAGGACUUCUUACUUUCAAAGUUAUGUUGUUAUGUUAUCUGAUGCUUGAGUCCUGAAACAAGCCUGAACAAAAGUGAACAUAUUUUACGGUUUCAACAGUUUCAACUGUUGUUUUUUAUUCUGUAGGGGUUGUAUUCAAUGAUCCACAUGGAGACAAUGAUUUAGAUGGUUUACAAGCCUACUCUUCUGUAUUUUCUUUAAUAAAGUAUUAUAGUGUAGCUAGACUUGUACAUUGUCAACAUUUCCCCAAUAAAAUCCAUACUUUAUA